AUGUCAGAGCUGAAAGAAAUCCUCAUCAUCGGCGGUACUGGCGCUCAGGGAAGACCAGUUGUCAAGGCUCUCGCCGAAACCAAGCGAUACAGCGUCAGGAUUCUCACCCGUAACGUUGAUAACGCCCGCGCAAAGGAGCUUGCCGCUCUUCCCAACGUCACCCUCAUCCAGGGUCGACAAGACAGCCAGCAUGAUCUCCACCGGGCGUUCAAGGGUGUCUACGGCGCAUGGGUAAACACGGACGGCUUCACUCUGGGCCAGAAGAGUGAGCUCUUCUACGGCAUCCGCGCGUACGAGAUUGCCAGGCACGAAGGUGUUCGGCAUUACGUCUGGGCGGGUACCGAUUAUGCACUGAAGAAGUCGGGAUGGAACGAGAAGUACCAUUGGGGUCACAACGAUUCCAAAGGAAGAGUCACGGAUUUCAUCUUGGCCCAAGGCCAGGACGGCAUGAAGAGCUCCGUCGUCACGACAGGUCCCUACAUGGACAUGCUCCUGGAUGGAAUGUUUCCGCCGACAGAGCAACCGGAUGGUUCUUUUCUCUGGGUGAACCCCGCCAAGGACGGCAAAAUCCCGCUUAUCGCCCUCGAAGACAUUGGCAUCUACAGCCUCUGGCUCUUUGACAACCUCAACGAGUCCGCGGGCCUGAACCUGGAAGUGACGACCGACGAAGUCAGCUUCGCCGACAUCGCGAGGAUCUUCACCGAGGUGACAGAAAAGAAGGGCGUUCACAAGAGUGUAUCGUUUGAGGAGUACGCGCCGCUCGCGGAGCCGUACCCGGGUGCCUAUGUUAACUUUUCCGUCGGUCCGGAAGUUGCUCGGGACGAGUCGGAUAUGACCUGGAGACAGAACUUUGGAGCGUGGUGGCGGUUCUGGGGAGAGGGCAUCGUCAAUAAGAGGGACUUGAAGUUGUUGGAUCGCAUUCAUCCUGAUCGUAUUCGGACCCUGGCUGAGUGGAUGCGGAAGACUGGUUGUGGUUCUAAAGGAGAAUCUUUUCAAUCUUACCCAGAUCUUUGCCUCACGUUUGACGAAAUCCCGGGCCUCAUCCCACCUGAACACUCUGCGGCUCUCUACUAUCUUCAACCCAAAGACUUCAACCUCAAUCUCUCAUGGGGUGAAUACUAUAGAAAGUUGGAGCCUUUCGAUUGUGUAGCCAAAAAGUUGAUCGACGUCUUUGAUUACUCCAUCCAAGAGCUCAAAGAAGGCAUCGAACCCAAAGUCAUGAGACUGAGACACGACACCGUUGGAGACGAUGAUCCUGAGCCAGAUGCCUCCUUCUGGGAUGAUUUCUUUGAGCGAGUGCUUGGUAAUAUUGGCCAUGAGGCUGAAAAGUUUGGCAUGACCUCUUUAGACGUCAUGUGGAUUGUUUACUUAUACGCCAGUGCUUGGGAAAGUACGCCUCUGUCGUACAGAGCCAAGCAGGCGGGGUACUGGCGCAAGACGAAUAUUCAUUACUUGCAUGAUUUGCUGCCUGAGUGGGUUGAGAUGUUGAAGACUAAAAAGUUGAAGUGGGCAACUGUCUUUGGCGUGUUGUUUGGAAUUGGGCGAUGA
This is a messenger RNA of Colletotrichum paranaense, 1548 nucleotides long. RefSeq names its product NmrA family protein. The transcript has 6 exons. Gene Ontology annotation, cellular component: nucleus. NCBI's taxonomy places the organism in Eukaryota, Fungi, Ascomycota, Sordariomycetes, Glomerellales, Glomerellaceae. The coding region runs from base 1 to 1548 and encodes 515 amino acids. The record is from RefSeq and is a predicted model, not a curated record.